AUGAGGCCAAGAUAGCAAUGCAUGGACUUCAUUUCUCUUGCGGCGGCCGCCCCAUGCACUUUUAUCUUACAUCUGGUCCAUCAACUUGAUAUGCUUCUCCGCCCCUCUUUCAGGCAUACUGUCCACACGAACAGCAGAGAGCUUGGGUUGAGGCAAGAACUCCUUGACAUAUCAGAGAGAUUUGAAGACAGUGAUUUCUCGGAAAAUGACGAUAAUCAAGCAGACAUUCUGGAGGAAAUGGAGGCGGCAGAAAGCAACAAAAGAAUUCGAAAUGAAGAAAAGUAUGGCAUGUCCAGUCAAGCUGGUGUGGAAGAUUUUUCAACAGAUUAUAUGUCAUCUGAGACGAUCUGGGAUUCUGGGGAUGACUCCGGUGUCUAUUUCGAUGACAGAACUACAGAAAAGCCAUAUUGGAACCAGGAUGCGUGUGCUGUUAACGGAGAGGAUCACUCGGUUCCUAGGACACCGCCGACCUCACCUCGCGACAGCCAAUCCAGUCUGAACAGCGAAAACUGCACCCCGCUCGCCCUGGAAAAACUGCGCUGUGACGAAAGCAUCGAUGACCUUCUCGACGAAGACAGCGAGUUCAGUGUGUGGCGCUCUAAAGAGCGGUUUGUGCCACGCUUAAUCAAUGACGAAGCCCCCAACAUUGUUCACUGCGUCGGAUUGCCUUUCUUUUGACGCACACCUAGCACCUAUCCAGCGGGACAUUUAUGCUGAUUACUUGGACUUGGACGCGGAUCACGCUGGUUUUGUACACUAUAACUUGGACACGUAUAUUCAUCGGAGAGCAACAGAAAUGAUAUACCACCCAAAAAACUGCUUAGACAACCAGUCUCAGGUUACAGUAGGAAUGCGGGCAAUACUUAUACAGUGGCUCACGAAAGUCGUCCACCAGCACUUUCGUUUUCACCAAGACACGCUAUAUCUGACAGUCAACAUUCUAGAUCGCUUUCUCGCCUCAACACCUGUAAAAAUAGAAUGUUUUCAGUUGCUGGGUGUCACGGCACUUCUUGUAGCAGGGAAGCAUGAAGAGAUCUACCCGCCAGAAGUGGAGGAGUUGAUUCGACUGUGUUGUGGGGCUUACGAUCGCGCGCAAAUCAUCCGGUUAGAGCGCCUCGUCCUGGAACGCCUGGGCUACACUUUUAUGGUGCCCACCACGCACUAUUUCCUGGAGCAGUACAGUUCUUCGCGGUUGCUGACGAGGCGACUGGCCGGGUGCACCAAGGAUGAUAUAAGGAAGACAAGAGCCAUCGGGCGCUAUUUGGCGGAACAAUCUCUGCAGGAUUACGACAUCUGCCAGUUUUUGCCAUCUUUGGUUGCCAUUUGCGCUCUUGAAAUGGCAGACGAUCUCCUUCAGCACGUGACCAGAGUGAAGACAGCAUGGAUCGCCGGCUUUAACCGUGACGAAAUUGAAAAGUGUUUGCAGCAUAUUCGCGUCAUGUUUUCGUCUCUUGGUGAUGAUCCUAGCGAUUUGAUGAGCAUAUGUAAUGCAUAUGGAUACCAGUAUAAAAUGAAGAGUUUGUCACCGACGUCAGUGUUAUAAUACACGGAAAGCAAAGAACGCCAUAGACGCGGCGCAGUUGACCUUGUUUGUUCGGUUUCAGAGAGUUCAACGUACUGGUAAAUUCAAAUAACAUCCUAGAAAAAAGCAUGUGGGAAUUGCUGACGUUGUCGUAAACCAAGUGUAAGUAAAAGUCAAGACGAGUUUUUAAAAGACGCGAUGGUAAAAAAAGGUUAACACCCAAUGAGAAAUUUAAAUGAUCGGGACAACAAUUUAAUGAAAAGACCCCGGUUUGUUUCUUCCAACCAUAUUUUACAUGUGGUAGGGAUGGGUGAUAUUGACUGUGAUAUGUUUGAAUACAGGUCUAGUAUAUUUCGAGUUUAUAGAUUCUUUCAGCCAGUAUUUAUUUUUCACAUACGUUAUUUAUUCCUUUACUUUCAUGAACAUCAUCAAAUACAUCCUAUUUAUUAUUCAUAAGCGAAACUAUCUUUAUUAAUUCACUUUUUUCAUAUUUACUCGUUAAUGUGUUUAUUUAUUCAAUGUAAGAUAUGUUGAUCAUAUUAUCUGUUGUUGCCAAAAAUAUAGUAAAAAUCGUAAAAGUAGGAAAUUAGAAAAAUGAGAAAAAUGUGCAAUAAUUAUGUACAUCAUACUGUACAAUUGGGUAACGUAUAACAUAUUGAUAUUAAUACCUAUAUGCAUAAAAAUGAAGACCCACUGAUCCUGGUUGUUGACACAGACCUCGCAAUUGCAAGAACCACAGCGUCAAAACAAGUUUCUAUUUUUAUUAGCAAAGGAAAUGUCCAACUGCCUGGCAACAGUAGGUGAUUUGAGGGGGCGUGAAAUAAUGUGGUUUUUACCUGCAAAACAGUACAUUAGUCAAAAAUAACUUUCUGAAUAUAUCUGUACAUAUCACUAUCUUAUUGUUUAGCAAUUGGAGAUAUGUUAAAAAAGAAAAAAUUCUGUGAUAUGAUUUUAUUUUGAUAUUUCCUUGCCUCGAGAAGACAUUUACCCCAAAGCGAUAGGGAUUUAUGUUCAAUAUUUAGUCGUUUUAUCUAUUGGUUGAUGUUAUCUUUUCUUUGUGUGUUCAACCUGUUAAAUGGUUUAUUGCAUGCUUUGCUUUUUUUAAACACAGUUGUGAAGAUAGACAAUAAAGUAUACAUUUGUUA
Lingula anatina is the source of this 2667-nucleotide messenger RNA. Its product is annotated as G2/mitotic-specific cyclin-B2. The record is from RefSeq and is a predicted model, not a curated record. NCBI's taxonomy places the organism in Eukaryota, Metazoa, Brachiopoda, Lingulata, Lingulida, Lingulidae.